AUGGCGACGACGAACGGCGACCGCGCGAAACCCGCGGUCGUCUUCUUCGACUGCGACGACUGCCUGUACAAGAACGACUGGCGCGUCGCGAACAUGAUCACGGAGAAGAUCGAGUCGUUCUGCUCCGACCGGAUGUCCAUGAAGCCCGGGCACGCGUACGAGCUGUACAAGAAGUGGGGGACGUGCCUGCGAGGGAUGCAGCAGGAGCCGUCCAUCUACUUCGACGACGACAUGCUAGAGGAGUACCUCCACCACGCGCACGACAUCCCGCUGCACGAGCACAUCGGCCCGGACCCGGAGCUGGUCGCGAUGCUGGAGCGCAUGGACCCCACGAUUCCGAAGUACGUCUUCACCGCGAGCGUGAAGCAUCACGCGGAGAGGUGCUUGGAGCUGUUGGGCGUCGGACACUUUUUCGAGGACAUCAUCGACGUCAGAGCCGUGGACUGGGUCACGAAGCACGACGAGGAGGCGUACGUGGCGGCGAUGAAGAUCGCGAAGUGCGACGACCCGUCCGCGUGUUUGUUCCUGGACGACUCCGUGAGCAACGUGAAGACGGCGAAGAAGGUGGGGUGGAGGACGGUGCUCGUCGGGAAGCACCACCGCGACUGCGGCUCGGAGAUCGUGUGCGAAGAGGCGGACCACGCGAUACACAGGAUACACGAGCUCCCGGACGUGUUGGGGCACCUAUUCGUAGAGGACGCGGUGCCGAAGUAG
Messenger RNA from Micromonas pusilla CCMP1545, 714 nucleotides. RefSeq lists its product as uncharacterized. The transcript has a single exon. The record is from RefSeq and is a predicted model, not a curated record. Gene Ontology annotation, biological process: nucleotide catabolic process; pyrimidine nucleobase metabolic process. Bases 1 to 714 code for a protein of 237 amino acids. Gene Ontology annotation, molecular function: nucleotidase activity. NCBI's taxonomy places the organism in Eukaryota, Viridiplantae, Chlorophyta, Mamiellophyceae, Mamiellales, Mamiellaceae.